AUGACUGAUCAAGAAGUUACGGGCUUCGAUGAUGGUGAGGUGUUGCAACGUGUGCACAAUGUUGAUCAAAUGGUGCGGGAUGUUGAGUUUCAAGGAGUGUACACAACUUCUGAAUUAGCGAGGCUGAAGCAGUUCAUUGAAGAUUCAAAGAAACCCCUCUAUCCUGGUUGCCAGAAGUACUCUCGCCUUUCUGGUGAUCUAAAACUUCUGCAGCUUAAGGCAGAUCAUGGCUGGAGCAACAAAAGUUUCAAACAACUAUUGGAUCUGCUUAGAGACAUGCUACCUGAGGGAAACCAAGUAGCCGAGUCUGUCUAUGAGGCAAAGAAGAUAAUCUAUCCUCUGGGAAUAGAGGUUGAAAAAAUUCAUGCAUGCAAGAACAGUUGUGUAUUGUUCCGUGGAGAUUAUGCAGACCUUGACAAGUGCCCCAAGUGUGGGUGUGAUCGGUACAAGAGGAAAAAAGAUGGUGGAGAUGAUAAUGCUGAUGACGGGAACAUGCCCGUGGAGAUCAGAGGCAAGAAGAAGGUUAACAGAGGGGGUCCUGUGAGGGUGGCAUGGUAUUUUCCCGUCAUUCCCUGGUUGAAAAGAUGGUUCGCCACAAGAAAGGAGGCCCAACUCUUGCGUUGGCAUAAGGAAGGCCGAAAGAAGGAAAAUGACAAGCUUAGGCACCCCGCAGAUGCAGCACAAUGGGGUAACAUUGAUUCCCACUUUAAGUGGUUUGCUGAUGAUUGCAGAAACCUUCGGUUCGCUAUGAGCACAGAUGGCGUUAACCCAUUCGGUAACCAGAGUUCAACACAUAGCACCUGGCCUGUCGUGCUCUCAAUGUGCAACCUUCCACCCUGGCUAUGCAAGAAACGGAAAUACAUGAUGCUGACAAUAUUAGUCUCUGGGCCAAAGCAACCUAGUGACCAUAUUGAUGUCUACUUGAGGCCACUAGUUGAUGACUUGAAGACACUUUGGAAGCCUGGUGUGAAGGAGGUUUGGGAUGAGUUCGGGCAUGAGGAGUUCACAUUGCACACCAUGUUGUUCACCACCAUCAACGACAACCCAGCUCAUCGCAACCUCUCCGGCCAGAGUAAAAGGAAAGGUGCAGCUUGCCAACACUGCUUGGAAGAAACUUGCUCAUUGUGGCUAAGAAAAUCAAAGAAAUUCGCAUUUAUGGGGCAUCGUCGUUUCCUCAGCAAGAAACAUCCCUACCGGGACAUGGAUUGUCAGUUUAAUGGGGAAAAGGAGAAUCGAGUGGCGCCUCUGCAUGUGACUGGAGAUCUGGUCCUCUUGCAAGUCAAGAACAUCAAAACUAUCGAGGAGUUACCCAAAAUGACUGAAAAAAUCCUUGGCAAAAGAAAGAAACGAGAUGGUGAAGAAGAAGAAGAUGGGAAAGGAAUUUGGAACAAGAAAUCAAUUCUAUGGGAGCUAGAGUAUCGGGAGCUGUUGGAUGUGCGUCAUUCGAUUGACAACAUGCACGUCAAGAAGAAUGUGUGUGAAAGCGUUUGUGGAACAUUACUGCAACAGAAGUUGAAAGGAAAAGAUCAUAAAAAUGCAAGGGAGGAUCUUAAAGAUAUGGGCAUUAGGUCGGAGCUCUAUGCAGAGGAAACCGACACGGGGACGGACCUUCUCGUCGCUGCAACCACCUUGUCAAAGACAGAGAGAAAAGAAUUCUGUGAGUUUUUGCAUGGUUUGAAAGUACCUUCAGGCUACUCAUCGAACUUCAAGAGGCUAGUGUCGGUGAAGGAUAUGAAAAUGAAUUUCAACUUGAUGAAAUCUCAUGAUUGCCAUGUGUUGAUGACAGCUCUUCUUCCUGUUGCACUUAGAGGUAUCAAGAUAGUACAGGUUCGCGACGCGGUCACGAGCUUGUGUUUAUUCUUCAAUGCAAUAGAACAGAAGGUGAUUGAUGAGGAAGAACUAUUGAAGUUAGAGAGGAGGCAUUUCGAGACCCUAUGCAUGCUUGAAGCUACCUUCCCACCAACAUUCUUUGAUCUCAUGAUCCAUCUAACAGCACAUCUCGUGAGGGAGAUCUGGUUUCUUGGCCCAUCUUACCUUCAUCAGAUGUUUCCAUAUGAGAGGUACUUUGGAUUCCUCAAAUCAUUGGUACAUAACCAGUCAUUUCCGGAGGGAGCCAUGGUUCGUGGCUAUAGGACCAUCGAAGCAGUGGAGUGGACCAUGGGUUAUAUGGACCCCCAAAACCCCAUUGGUGUGCCUCAUUCACGGCAUGAAGGUAGGCUUGCAGGUGUUGGGACCAUGGGGAUAAAGUCAAUCACUCCGGAUCCAGAUGCCUUCAACAAGGCUCAUUUCACCGUGAUACAACAGAUUGACCUGAUUACACCAUUUGCCAACGAGCACAACCAACAACUACGUGAAGAAAACCCUGCCCGUAGUGAGGCUUGGGUUGCAAAGAAGCACAUGCAAUGCUUCAGCUGGUGGCUCCGAGAUUAUGUCUAG
Panicum hallii is the source of this 2436-nucleotide messenger RNA. RefSeq lists its product as uncharacterized. The coding region runs from base 1 to 2436 and encodes 811 amino acids. NCBI's taxonomy places the organism in Eukaryota, Viridiplantae, Streptophyta, Magnoliopsida, Poales, Poaceae. The transcript has a single exon. The record is from RefSeq and is a predicted model, not a curated record.